Molecule: messenger RNA, 2104 nt
Organism: Pipra filicauda (Wire-tailed manakin)
Lineage: Eukaryota; Metazoa; Chordata; Aves; Passeriformes; Pipridae
Gene: PLA2G12B
Product: phospholipase A2 group XIIB
Exons: 4
Coding region: 17-625 (202 amino acids)
Biological process (GO): phospholipid metabolic process; cholesterol homeostasis; arachidonate secretion
Cellular component (GO): extracellular region
Molecular function (GO): calcium ion binding; A2-type glycerophospholipase activity
Source: RefSeq, a predicted model, not a curated record
GGGGCUGGACUGCAGCAUGAGGCUGCUGCUCCGGGCAGCGCUGCUGUGCCUCUGCCUGGGGCCGGGGCAGUGCUCCGAGGGGGCAGCACGGGAGAGCACCGGCCACCAGGACCCACAGGCAGAGUCAUCCUACUCCGACUGGGGCAUCGACACCAUCCGGGACGGCUUCGAAACGGUCAACAGCUACUUCGACUCCUUCCUGGAGCUGCUCGGGGGGAAGAACGGCGUCUGUCAGUACAGAUGUCGGUACGGGAAGGCUCCAAUGCCACGACCUCACUACAAGCCCCAGGAACCCAACGGCUGUAGCUCCAAUUUUCUGGGGCUCAAGGUACCCGAAAGUCUAGAUUUGGGCAUCCCUGCCAUGACCAAGUGCUGUAACCAGCUGGACAUUUGCUAUGACACCUGCGGGGCCAACAAGUACCGCUGUGACGCCAAGUUCCGCUGGUGCCUCCACUCCAUCUGCUCCGACCUCAAGCGCAGCCUCGGCUUCGUCUCCAAGGUCCAAGCCUGCGAGUCGGUGGCAGACACCGUGUUCAACGCCGUGUGGACGCUGGGCUGCCGGCCCUUCAUGAACAGCCAGAGGAGCGCCUGCAUCUGCAGCGAGGAGGAGCGGGACGAGCUGUGAGCAGGAGCAGCCGCUGCCGAGGGUCCCCUCUCCACACAGUGACUCCUGUCACCCCUGGGCCGCGCCACUCACACCAACACAGCCCGUGGGCACGGCGGGGACAGCCUGGGAACACGGGGCAGCCGUGCCUGCUGUCCACCACAGCAGCAGCCCAACAGCCCUGCUGCCCCUUUCCAAGGCCAGCAGCCUGGGAGAUCCGAUGCCAAUCUUCUCCGUGGACUGACCAGGGGAGGCAAGCAGGAUGCAGUGCUGGUUAUAAAAAGGGGCUUUACCUUGAACACACAUCUGUUAGUUCCUCCCACCUUGGAACUCUCUAAUUUGCCAUGCAAGGCAUUAGGUUUCUGCAACCCCUGUGAAAUUCCGGGUCCAUGGACAUGCUAUUUACAUUUUUCCACCACUGGUAACAGACUAAAGAAGGGUAAUUUGCUUUCAGUACAUUGCUCACACCCAUCCCUGACAUUUUCCAUCCCAUCAUUGCACACCCUGACAACCCUGCAUAUUUAAAUAUCUGGUGGAUCCUAAAACAAUCUAAAACACCUGGAGAUUUGGUACACACGAGAAGGACCUGAGGUGUUUGUGAUAAAGGCAUAAUUCAUAUUUGGGACCAAAGCCCAUCACUUCUCAGAUGUGAAAUCCCAGCCCUCUCCCUCCAAGUCUCAGGAGACAAAGCUGCUUUUCUUUGGCAGUGUCAUCCACAUCUAUUUAAUUAUUUUCCUCCUACACCAUCUAACAAAGCUUUUCCCUUUGGAUCCCUUUUGACACAAAAUGGCUGGGUAUCCACUCCCAUCUUCUGCACGAGGGAAACAGGAAGCUCACAGUGGCCUUGGAUGAGAUAUUCCAAAUUCUGGAGGCUUAUCUGUCAGAUGACAGGGCUGACGUGCUACCUCUGUGGGGCUGCUAUCAGCAGCCUCAGACACCGCUCCUUCUAAAACGUGGUUAAUGCUCCCAUCUGUUAUGGGGAGCUUUUAUUGCAUGCAAAAUUAGAAUUUAAAGUGGUAUAUGGCAUUUCAUCUCCACACAGCAUUGGCAGACAGCUUUCAGCUGGGUUUCUCGUUGGAAGGAAGUUGUUACUGGGCGCUCGUGCCGUGCCACGUAAAUAUUUCAGCAGCUUCUGCAAACAUAUUUAUGGUUUUCUUCCAUCUGCCACGGAGAAGUUAAGGCUGCAGAAGGGUGAUUUAACCAGAGUGGAAAGAGUCUGUCAGUUACUUUUCUUCUAGUUUGGGUUUAAAUGUGUGCACGGAGCUAUAAAUUAAUUAAGCUCCAUAUUUCUGUUCUCGCCAGUCGUCUUUGCUUCCCAGAGAACAGCAAUGAGAUGUUCAACUGGCCCCAAACAGGCUGAGACAACGAGAGCCCACUGGUAUCCAGACCAGGAAAAUGGCAGUGACUGCAUGGGGUGUUUUCCAUUAUGGAGGACCUUAAUUUACACUGAUCAGAGGCAAUGACAUCCUUUCCCAGCUGGGCUAAUGCCACUGGAGAGGA